CGUCAGCGACUGUUCUGAGGCUUCAGGCAGCAGGUGGUAGCUUUGCGUUGGGCCUGGAAAAAGGUUGGACGUCUCAGAGGCAGGUCGAGAGAGGGGGUCGCACCCACGAUACCUGGAGGGGAGGUGGGCUGAGCACAGGCACGGCUGGCCCCGCGGCGGUGGGCUGAGCGCCGAGCAGCCUGGGCCGACGGUGCCAUGCCAUCUAGCGGCAGGCCUGGUGCCGUGGCCCUCACGGUGCGGCCCGGGCACGCGCCUGUCACGUGGCCGCCCUCAGGAGGAGGGGCUCUGUGGAUGACUUUAAAGAUGCCAAGGAAGGCAGGCAGUCCCACAGGACAGGAGGCGGCCAGAGGCCUAGAAAUGUCUGGACCUGAGCAACCACACCUCCAGAGAAAAGGCGGGGCGAUGGGCUGAGGACCAGGACAGAGACGCUGAGCCUAGAGGGCUGGCACCGCGGACGGAGCUUGGGCUCCUAGCUGGGAAGGGACGGGACCCUGGUGGAGAGGCCUGGGACCAUGCCUGGGCCGAUAUCUGUCCCGCCAGGGAGUGGGGGGCGUGUGCAGUCCCUCCCGGAGGAGCCAUGAGUUGAGCAGGACCCCAAAAGCAAGCACCCCUCCUGCUCCCUGGCAGGGUGAUGCCGGUGCUUGGCCCCCAGAGGCGGCUGCUGGGCUCCCUCAACUCCACGCCUCCAGCCACCCCCCGCCUCGGGCUGGCCGCCAACCAGACGGAGUCCCCGUGCCUGGUGGUGUCCAUUCCCGACGGGCUCUUCCUCUGCCUGGGGCUGGUGAGUCUCGUGGAGAACGUGCUGGUGGUGGCUGCCAUCACCAAGAACCACAACCUGCACUCGCCCAUGUACUACUUCAUCUGCUGCCUGGCCGUGUCCGACCUGCUGGUGAGCGUGAGCAACGUGCUGGAGACGGCCGUCAUGCUGCUGCUGGAGGCCGGCGCCCUGGCCACCCGCGCGGCUGUGGUGCAGCAGCUGGACAACGUCAUGGACGUGCUCAUCUGCAGCUCCAUGGUGUCCAGCCUCUGCUUCCUGGGCGCCAUCGCCGUGGACCGCUACAUCUCCAUCUUCUACGCCCUGCGGUACCACAGCAUCGUGACGCUGCCCCGGGCGUGGCGGGCCAUCACGGCCAUCUGGGUGGCCGGCCUCCUCGCCAGCACCCUCUUCAUCGCCUACUACAGCCACACGGCUGUCCUGCUUUGUUUCAUCGGCUUCUUCAUAGCUAUGCUGGCGCUCAUGGCGGUGCUGUACGCCCACAUGCUGGCCCGGGCAUGCCAGCACGCCCGACGCAUCGCACGGCUGCACAAGAGGCAGCGUCCCGUCCACCAGGGCUUCGGCCUCAAGGGUGCAGCCACCCUCACCAUCCUCCUGGGCAUCUUCUUCCUCUGCUGGGGCCCCUUCUUCUUGCAUCUCUCGCUCAUCGUCCUCUGCCCUCAGCACCCCACCUGUGGCUGCGUCUUCAAGAACUUCAACCUCUUUCUUGCCCUCAUCAUCUGCAACGCCAUCGUGGACCCUCUCAUCUACGCCUUCCGCAGCCAGGAGCUCCGGAAGACCCUCCACGAGGUGCUGCAGUGCUCCUGGGGCCGUCGGCCCGAAUGGGGGACGGGGACCCAGGCUCUCAGGGCCAGGAAGCAGCCCACCCCACCUCCACCUCUGCUGCAGGGUGCCUGGCGGCUGGGGUCUGCUCUCCUCCAGACACAGCACACGGCCGACCCCCUUCCUGGUACAAGCUCAGUGGAGGAAAAAGUGAUGCUACGAGCCAGCCCCUGCAGCCCCCUGGCCAGCCACCCCAGCUCUGUCCCGGCCAGUACCCCCCAACCCACGCUGGCAGCCCCAGCCCUGACUGCUGACCUCGGGGCUGGGAGCUGGUUCCCAGCAGGGCUGGCCUUUGCUGGGAGACGGGACGAUGAGUCAGCCUCGAGCCGGGCACCAGAGCCCUCCGGGGAUGGAGGGGGUGCUGGCCUGGCCCAGUGCCAUCCCGCAGGGCGGCAGGGUCCUCCGCAGCCAGCCCCAGCCCGUCCGCGCGCGUCCCGCAGCCGCCCGCCACACGCACCGAGCAUGAGGGAGAUCGUGCACAUCCAGGCCGGCCAGUGCGGCAACCAGAUCGGGGCCAAGUUCUGGGAGGUCAUCAGUGACGAGCACGGGAUAGACCCCAGUGGCAACUAUGUGGGGGACUCGGACCUGCAGCUGGAGCGCAUCAGCGUCUACUACAACGAGGCCUCUUCUCACAAGUACGUGCCUCGGGCCAUCCUGGUGGACCUGGAGCCUGGCACCAUGGACAGCGUCCGGUCUGGGGCCUUCGGGCACCUCUUCAGGCCUGAUAACUUCAUCUUUGGUCAGAGUGGAGCCGGCAACAACUGGGCCAAGGGCCACUACACGGAGGGCGCUGAGCUGGUGGACUCGGUCCUGGACGUGGUGCGGAAGGAGUGUGAGAACUGCGACUGCCUGCAGGGCUUCCAGCUGACCCACUCGCUGGGCGGCGGCACGGGGUCCGGGAUGGGCACCCUCCUCAUCAGCAAGGUCCGCGAGGAGUACCCCGACCGCAUCAUGAACACCUUCAGCGUGGUGCCCUCGCCCAAGGUGUCGGACACGGUGGUCGAGCCCUACAACGCCACGCUGUCUAUCCACCAGCUGGUGGAGAACACGGACGAGACCUACUGCAUCGACAACGAGGCCCUGUACGACAUCUGCUUCCGCACCCUCAAGCUGGCCACGCCCACCUACGGGGACCUCAACCACCUGGUGUCGGCCACCAUGAGCGGGGUCACCACCUCCCUGCGCUUCCCGGGCCAGCUCAACGCCGACCUGCGCAAGCUGGCCGUGAACAUGGUGCCCUUCCCGCGCCUGCACUUCUUCAUGCCCGGCUUCGCGCCGCUCACCGCCCGCGGCAGCCAGCAGUACCGGGCGCUGACGGUGCCCGAGCUCACCCAGCAGAUGUUUGACGCCAAGAACAUGAUGGCGGCCUGCGACCCGCGCCACGGCCGCUACCUGACCGUGGCCACCGUGUUCCGGGGCCGCAUGUCCAUGAAGGAGGUGGAUGAGCAGAUGCUGGCCAUCCAGAGCAAGAACAGCAGCUACUUCGUGGAGUGGAUCCCCAACAACGUGAAGGUGGCCGUGUGCGACAUCCCGCCCCGCGGCCUCAAGAUGUCCUCCACCUUCAUCGGCAACAGCACGGCCAUCCAGGAGCUCUUCAAGCGCAUCUCGGAGCAGUUCACGGCCAUGUUCCGCCGCAAGGCCUUCCUGCACUGGUACACGGGCGAGGGCAUGGACGAGAUGGAGUUCACCGAGGCCGAGAGCAACAUGAACGACCUGGUGUCCGAGUACCAGCAGUACCAGGACGCCACGGCCGAGGAGGAGGGCGAGAUGUACGAAGACGACGAGGAGGAGUCCGAGGCCCAGGGCCCCAAAUGAAGCAGCGAAGGGGUGGGACGUGGCCGCGGCCAGGACCCAGCGGUCUGUCCCCCAAGCCACGUAGCCACUGACACACCCCCACCCUCGCCCCCACCAGGUCUGGUCACCUCAGCCUAGGGCUCCCGAGGGUUUGUCCUUCAGCAUUUACAGGCCCCCCCCCGCCCUGCGUGAGUCCGCUCGGCUGUCUCCUGCCAUAGGUCAGAUCCAUUCCAUGUGGCCCGUUUGUCUCUCUGCUUUAUUUUCAGCUCCAGGCCUGAUGUUUUAUGGUUCGUUUUGUUUUUUUUUACUGUUUUGUGUUUCUAUUUUGGUGGGACACGUAAUAAAUUUAUUGCUGUCAGAUACCCA
Hippopotamus amphibius kiboko is the source of this 3757-nucleotide messenger RNA. RefSeq lists its product as uncharacterized. The record is from RefSeq and is a predicted model, not a curated record. NCBI's taxonomy places the organism in Eukaryota, Metazoa, Chordata, Mammalia, Artiodactyla, Hippopotamidae. Gene Ontology annotation, biological process: microtubule cytoskeleton organization; mitotic cell cycle; G protein-coupled receptor signaling pathway. Gene Ontology annotation, cellular component: membrane; microtubule; cytoplasm. The transcript has 8 exons. Gene Ontology annotation, molecular function: GTP binding; structural constituent of cytoskeleton; GTPase activity. Bases 632 to 3412 code for a protein of 926 amino acids.